This is a messenger RNA of Auanema sp. JU1783, 1743 nucleotides long. The record is from the annotation of a GenBank genome assembly. NCBI's taxonomy places the organism in Eukaryota, Metazoa, Nematoda, Chromadorea, Rhabditida, Rhabditidae.
AUGGAUUACUAUCAACAAGGCCGAGCGCAAGCUUCUAAUCAAUCUAAUGCGCAUUUCAUAUAUUCCAACGCUCCUGCAACAGGAACUUCACAAACAGCCCAGAUGUACUAUCAGCCUCAGGCAAUGACUCACCAACCUCUGCAAUCGAGUUAUCAACAACACUAUCAAACUCCUGGCUCUGCCAAUGCUUCUAUAGAUUACAGUUCUCAACACAAUCAUCAGCCAUCCGCCAUGACUGUCCCUGCUACCAACAACCGCGGCGGCAGUACUCGUGGUACUGGAAACCGCUCUGGGAAUGGUCCAGUAGAUGCUACUCAAAUUACAGGAAGAUAUAUUAAUACUGUCCCCUCAAACGAUUUGCCUCUUCGUAUAGUUAUUGAUUCCAAGCAUGUCGGAGCUAUAAUCGGUACUGCAGGUACUAAUAUUCGUGAACUCUCCAAGGAAUCAAAAGCACGUGUUGUUGUCGAUGCUUUUAAAACUGUCAAGGAUCAACAAGGGAAUGCGGAAAAGGUCAUCUCUAUUAUUGGACCUGGAGAGAACUCUAGCAAAGCUUGUGUUAAAAUUAUGGAAAUAGUGCAACACGAAUUAGAGAAAGAUGAAAGCAAUGAAAUUCGCGAUGUCGAGCUUAAAAUUCGAGCUUAUAAUCAGUUAGUUGGACGGCUUAUUGGUAAACAAGGAGCUACUAUCAAAAAGAUCAUGCAGGAAACUGGAACUACUAUUUAUGUCUCUAAUGAGCACACACCUAGACCAAAUCAAAACUUUGGAAACCGUCCUCCUUUCCCAGACCUUAUGCAAAUGGAACGCACUAUCACAGUCAAAGGUCCAACCAUUGAGAGUGUGUCUUCCGCUGAACACAAAAUUACCUCAAAACUACGUCAAAGUCAUGAAGCUGAUCUUCAAAACAGAAUGCCUUUCAAUAAUGUCCCUGGAGCUGUUCCCGGCCUCUUGCUUGGCCCAGACCCGUUUAAUGCCAGAUUUUCUAAACCAUUGUUCCAAUCUACCCACGUAGCUAAAGUAGUCAAGAUGUGGGUUCCUAAUCCCAUGGUGGGAGCUAUCAUCGGAGCUAAGGGAACUAAUAUCCGUAGCAUCAUGAGAGGAUCAGGAGCUAAUAUCCGUAUAGAAGGCGGAGAAAAGCGCGAAAAGGAAAAGGAGGAUGAAGUUAAAGAAGAAGUUGAAAACAGUAGCCCUAGUCAAGAAGAUAAAGAUAAAGAUAAUGACAAAAAACAAGGAGCUGAGAAAAAGCCAGAGGAGGAGCGUCUUGUUACUAUCACAGGCUCAGACGAUCAGCAGUAUCGAGCUCAGUUUUACAUUUUCCAACGUGUAGCUGAGCAAACAAAUCAUUUCAUAGAUGAUGUUGCUCUUCGUAUGGAAUUGAGUGUCCCAUCCCGUUUAGUAGGAAGACUUAUUGGUAAAGGAGGACAGAAUGUCCGCGAGCUCCAACGCAUAACUGGUGCCAAUGUCAAAAUCCCAGAGGAUGAGGUCAAAGAGAAAGAGAAAGAAGAGAACACCCAAACAAGUGAAGAAGAAGGCAAAGAGGAAGUCGGAACAGUUGUUCGAAUUGUUGGAAACUUCAAUGCUACACAAUCCGUCCAAUACCGCAUUUUGAAGCUUAUAAACGAGUUUAACCAUACAUCUAUUAACGACAAAAAUAAUGCCAAGAAGACUAGUAACUCAGAAGAGUCUAACACAGAACAAAAGCAGAACACUACCACCAACAGUGGAAAUGGUUCAACCUCGGAUUAA